GAAUUGUCAAAAUUUCAGUCAAUCAAACAAACAUGGAUUCUUCUCAGUGUGAGGAAUCAGAAAAAUCUUUGCAUAAUGAGAGUGAUAUGACGAAAAUUUAUAAUAGUGUUCCUAAAACCAUGUCAGGACAUAGUAAUAAUAUCGUUCAUAAGCUAUUUAACAGAGAGACCUCAGGUUACACGUCACGUCGCUACAAUGACCGCGGCCGCAGAGUAUUCGAGCGGAUCCCGCCGCGGCUGCGUUUCUGCCUCAUGGACAUUGUGCCCAUGUCCUACUUCAGCAACCAUGUGUUCAUGGGCUUCUCGCAGUGUGGACAGUAUCUGCUCAGCUUCACGUAUAGCAACGGGUCACAGGUUUACUUCAGGGAGAAUGCUAAGUUCACCUUGCACUUCUUAUCCUGGGUACCCGGAAGAGUGGUCCGCUCAGUGCACAGGGUGCCCCUGUUCGGCGGGGACGCCGUGGACAGUCGACUGACCAUUUCCAUGGCGCAGUGGAAGCACAACCCUGGCGUGCUGGUGGUCUAUGGCCUACCGGAUUCAUGUACUGAAAGAUCUCACCUCAGUGUCAUUGGAGUGCCACGGUUAGGAUGUAGGAAAUGUGCAGCUAUGGCGAAAGAAGAAGAUGGUCAAAAUUGGGGCCAAAAAUGUCUGGAGCACAACUUCGCAAUUCACACAAAGUUCUUCUGUACAUCGGACUCCAGUGUCUAUGAGCCGGUCGUACAGCUCGCCUAUUCCAAUCAAAUCAUCAUCUACACUGAUUUCAUACACAUCCUAGAAGUAGACUUCGUCAAACCCGACCAAGAUAAACCCAUGGAAAUUGAUGACUGCAAAUCAUCAUCAGACAGAGACGAGACUAACUCAAUUUACACCAAUCCAAGCACACCCGCGUCUGACGUGUCAGCUGUCUUCCAUUCCCCUAAAUACCAGAACACGGUUGUGCAAAAUAUUUUAGAAGACUUCUCCGAUUUAGACGCAGAGCCUUUUCAAAUGUCGAAACCUGUACAGUUACCUGACGUGAUGGGACAAGAGCUGUGUAUUCAAGCGUCUUCAAUAUCAUACAAUUUAGUCGAAGAAUGGGAGGGCCCUUCGCCUUCCAUUAGGACUUUAAUUUCACCUCCCUUGAGAUCCCCCAGGAGAAGACCCGCGGAAAGUAUGUCCAGGUUCAACGAAACGCAUAGAAUCAAAGCGGACAAAGCUUACGAAUUCGUAGAGGAAACCGAAACGAAAUGUGAAAAACUUAGUAUCUUCAGGAAACGAAGGUUAGCUGACAAGAAAUAUGAGUUUUCUGAAGACAAUAAUGAAAAUAUAGUCCCGUUCAGGGUAUUAAGGAGUAAUAGGAAAUACUUUACUGGGUGCACUAGCAAAAUGCGACGACCAAAGUCCCCGCCAGUCGAGGUCUUAAGAGCACACAAUCAGAUAAGUAGACCUCCAUCGCCAACCACUAGUGAAAAAGAGCAAGGUCUAUCUUGUUUAGAAUCUGAUGACAAAAGCGAAUCUGAAUACAGAGUUAUGGAAAUGCUUGACGAUGGAUCUCUAAAAACGGUAGCGGUACAUGACAACACUUCGAAAACGCUGUCAGAGUGCCCUGUAAACGCGCACGAUCCGUAUUUGGUGCAUUCGGAGAAUUCUAAGUGUAGCAAGUUUUUCACGAGAUAUUUUGUGGAAAGUGAUGAUGAAAUUACUUCUAUAGUUACGGAUUCUGAAGACGACUGUAUAUCGGGGUACCACGUAGCGCUCCACUUGCAAGCGCACGGGGCGGGCUACGCGCCGCUGCAGGGCGUGAGCGCGGGCGCGUGGGCGCGCGUGGCGAGCGCGCCGCCGCCGCUCACGCUGCGCGCGCAGCAGCGCAGCCUCGACACCGAGCUGCUGUGUAAUGAGGUUUGCGGGCGACUUUGCAAGCUGAACGGAAAGAAAUUCAUAUACUGCUUCGAUUGGGGUUGUCAUGUCAUAGACGUGUGUCAGAGCAGUGGCUGCUUAUCGGGGCUGUGCGCGAUGUGGUUAUGGGCGAGCGACGACACGGGCGCGUGCGAGCCGUGCCGCGCCAUCAGCGCCGGCUGCCCCGCGCACCGCCUGCAGUACGCCGCCGAGUGCCUCUUUGUAUGGGAUCUAGUGAGCGGUGUCUACAGAACCGAAAAAGUUACAAUGACUGAAGACGCAAGCCAAGAAGGCUCCAGAGUGUCUGGGGCAGACCGAGCGCGCGAGCUCGCGAAGAAGCUAGGACCAAUCAAUAUGCCGUCGGGCUGUGAAACUAGGCUGCUCACUACUCUUACAGGGCGUUCGUUAAAGAGACUGACAGACGUGGACAACUGCAUCGAGAUCACCAAGAACCACCCGGACAGCUCCGAGUCCGAGUCGGAGCCCGAGGAAGAAGACUCCGACUGAGCGACCACAGUGCUCCGUCCAUUUUGUAAGUUCCGACUGGGGUAAAACCACACAAGAAAUAAUAGUGCUACCGUACAGAAAGGACACUUCCUACAAACCCGAAGUUUGACAGCGGUUCAGGGUCAAUCUCUUUCUAAUACAUGGCACUAUCCCUUUCGGCUAUUUAGGGUUGUCAAAAAUCAAGUGAUUUUCUUAUCUGUGGUCGUGCACGGAAGUGGAAGUCACGUGGUGCACACCCUAAAAUUGCUCGGAGCAAUGCUGAGCCGAGCGGUGCCGAGUUCGACCGAAGUCAGGAGUGUCUCCCCACUGGUAAAACUGCCUAUUGCCGAUACUCUUCACUUGUUGGUACAUUCAAACUAAGACUCCCACGUGCCUAUACCUCGUUUUUAGGGUUCAGUACCCAAAGGGUAAUUUUAGGGUUCAGUACCCAAAGGGUAAAAACGGGACCCUAUUACUAGGACUCCACUGUCCGUCUGUCUGUCUGUCACCAGGCUGAAUAUCAUGAACCGUGAUAGUUAGACAGUUGAAAUUUUCACAGAUGAUGUAUUUCUGUUGCCGCUAUAGAAACAUCAUAAGUAUGGAACCCUCGUUGGGCGAGUCCGACUCCCGCUUGUCCCGGUUUUGUUUUUAACAUCAAAAGAAAAAGGGUAAUCAAUCUUGACGUGUCCUUUUAUUGAAAAGCACUUUUGAAAUAUAAGUACAGCAAAAUGUAACAAUUAUAUAAUUAUGUAUUUACAUUCUUUUGGUUUCAUAAGUAAUAAUAUAUGUACUUACUAUUUUUUACAGAGUUUUUUAAAUAUAAUAAGUAAUGACAUGUCAAGAUUGUUUACCCCUUUUCGAAUGCUAAAAAACGAGGCAUAGCCGCUUAUAUAUAAUCGAAGUAAUUUCGAGCGAUAGAGAGGCAGAUAAUGGUUUUACAUUUUUUAAUGUUGAUGAUAGGCCCUCAUUGAAAUUUACAUCGGAAAACUGCGCCUCUGAAUGAUCUGAUGAAAGUGGUGUCAGCGCCAAUUAUGUGCAGGUAUAUUAUUUGAUCUGCAAGCCCUUCUAGCCUCCUAAGGCCCAACGUCCUACCUAUGGUACUUUUUCAGUUGGAUGAAAUUUAAAUAUACAAACAAAUAAAAAUCAACCCUAUUACCUGCACUAUAGGUUCAGAUUUCAUUGGAUGAAUUUUGGGUUUUGCAUUUUAUGGCUGAGCCAUAGGAGGCUAGCAGCUACUUAUGUUUCAACGACCAGUCUGACCAAAAGAGACGGCUGUAUGGUAUGAGUGAGAUAGAAAUAAUUGUCAUUGCGUCCUUUUUGGUCAGUUAAGAUAUUAGGAUUACGAUUUAAAUUGUCAGUAAAACUAAGAAGGUAGGUCACAACGUCACACGCACAUUGCAAUUACGUUAUUAGUGCAUCUGUCUAUUUGUGUGUUUCUUCGCGAUAAACUCAAAAACUAUGAUUUGUUAUACGUUGCAUGCAUAGCACGU
Cydia fagiglandana is the source of this 3850-nucleotide messenger RNA. RefSeq lists its product as uncharacterized. Lineage: Eukaryota; Metazoa; Arthropoda; Insecta; Lepidoptera; Tortricidae. The transcript is spliced from 11 exons. The record is from RefSeq and is a predicted model, not a curated record. The coding region runs from base 33 to 2381 and encodes 782 amino acids. Gene Ontology annotation, cellular component: Cul4-RING E3 ubiquitin ligase complex. Gene Ontology annotation, biological process: protein ubiquitination.